Messenger RNA from Macaca mulatta (Rhesus monkey), 2327 nucleotides. It is a transcript of the gene PAQR6, whose product is annotated as progestin and adipoQ receptor family member 6. Gene Ontology annotation, cellular component: membrane. Gene Ontology annotation, molecular function: signaling receptor activity. NCBI's taxonomy places the organism in Eukaryota, Metazoa, Chordata, Mammalia, Primates, Cercopithecidae. The record is from RefSeq and is a predicted model, not a curated record.
ACCUUGCUCCAGCCGUCCCUCCCCCAUUCCCACAGCAACUGCACACACCCCACUCCAGAGAUCUCCAAACCCUACUACUAAGGGAAGGCACCGUGAGGGGAGCUAGACCCCAGUGUAUUCCUCACUCCUUCCCCAGAUAGAUGGGCAACACUCAGGAUAGGGGAGAACUCCCCCAUCCCACUUGUGGGAGCAAGCAAAGGAUACCCUGGGAGGCCCUCAUCCAUCUUUGUUCUGCUGGGGUGCAGGGACUAGGGCCAGGUUUGCCCUGUGCCCAGCAGGGUCUCCAGCACCCAUCUCAGGGGCAGAGGCUGGGGGGUGACUGCUGGUGCAAGCCCCAGAGUGCAUGCAGCAAAAACACGGAUGCAUUGCUGGUGGCAGGAAGAGGAGGGACUAGGCUCUAGAGUUGCUCCAAAGUUUUGGCCUGGGUUGGUGGGGGGAGUGUCCUAGUCCUCCUCCUGGGGCAGCUCCGCCUGCCCAGCUGGCCCAGCCCCUCCACUUGUGCCAAGGAAUGUGCCGGGAGAGGCCAGCAGGGCAGCAGAGCCGCGGCCACCUGGAGGCAGUGCACAGGUCAACGUGGAGGUGCCAGGCCACCAUGCUCAGUCUCAAGCUGCCCCAACUUCUUCAAGUCCACCAGGUCCCCCGGGUGUUCUGGGAAGAUGGCAUCAUGUCUGGCUACCGCCGCCCCACCAGCUCGGCUUUGGACUGUGUUCUCAGCUCCUUCCAGAUGACCAACGAGACGGUCAACAUCUGGACUCACUUCCUGCCCACCUGGUACUUCCUGUGGCGGCUCCUGGCGCUGGCGGGCGGCCCCGGCUUCCGCGCGGAGCCGUACCACUGGCCGCUGCUGGUCUUCCUGCUGCCCGCCUGCCUCUACCCCUUCGCGUCGUGCUGCGCGCACACCUUCAGCUCCAUGUCGCCCCGCGCGCGCCACAUCUGCUACUUCCUGGACUACGGCGCGCUCAGCCUCUACAGCCUCGGCUGCGCCUUCCCCUAUGCCGCCUACUCCAUGCCGGCCUCCUGGCUGCACGGCCGCCUGCACCAGUUCUUUGUGCCUGCCGCCGCACUCAACUCCUUCUUGUGCACCGGCCUCUCCUGCUACUCCCGUUUCCUGGAGCUGGAAAGCCCUGGGCUCAGUAAGGUUCUCCGCACAGCAGCCUUCGCCUAUCCCUUCCUGUUCGACAACCUCCCACUCUUUUAUCGGCUCGGGCUGUGCUGGGGCAGGGGCCACAGCUGUGGGCAGGAGGUCCUGAGCACCAGCCAUGGCUACCACCUCUUCUGUGCGCUGCUCACUGGCUUCCUCUUCGCCUCCCACCUGCCUGAAAGGCUGGCACCAGGACGCUUUGACUACAUCGGCCACAGCCACCAGCUAUUCCACAUCUGUGCAGUGCUGGGCACCCACUUCCAGCUGGAGGCAGUGCUGGCUGAUAUGGGAUCGCGCAGAGCCUGGCUGGCCACACAGGAACCUGCCCUGGGCCUGGCAGGCACAGUGGCCACACUGGUCUUGGCUGUAGCCGGGAACCUACUCAUCAUUGCUGCUUUCACGGCCUCCCUGCUUCGGGCCCCCGGUACAUGCCCUCUGCUGCAGGGUGGCCCACUGGAGGGGGGUACUCAGGCCAAACAACAGUGAAGCCCCAUCCCUGACCCUGCCCUGGAGGGGGCAGAGGCCAGGCCCCCGUGCUGAGGAGGAGCCCAGAGUUGGGCCUAAUCAGGUGGGGACACAUCUCAGCUUGGAACCAACAGGGGCUGAGGAGAGAGGGCACAGGAGAGGAGGGGUGUCUAGGGGGAAUGGCAGAGUGUGAGCGGGACUGUGAGGGGGCUCUUGAUGGGAGUAGAGGAAGUGCUGAGGGUCUUGAGAGGGGAGAUGCAUGCGUGUCCAGGCUGAAGAUGCCCCCACACUCUGUCAAGGCUGGGGCCAGGAGGUGUUGGGGUCCUUUCAUCUGGCUCCAUUUCUGGUGCUCCUGAAGUCUCUGCUCAGCACAGGGAAGAACUAACACGACUAACCUAGGCCUACCCCAAAUGCUUCUUGCUAACCAGGCCGAGAGGCCACACACUUGCCCCCCAUCCCCACAAACCAGGUAAUGCCAGUUUGCCAGCAGCUAUUUGCCUAGAGAGAUGAGUCUGUCCUUGGUCAUAACUGUGUACUCAAGGUGUCCAGGCUUUUGGGGGUGGGCCUAUCUGGGUGCAUUGUGGAUGGUUCAGUGGAUUGAGGUGUGGGGAGGAGGGUCCUAGGCUAGAGGGGGGAUCCCUAGUUAAGACUUUAGGAAGCCACCUUCAAUGUUUUCUGGAACAAGGCAGGUACAAAUAAAAAAAUAAAACUUUGGAAAGCA